CGCGUCUUGCCAUCGCGCGCAUUUGGCUCUUGACGCGUCGGACUGAUGAAGCCAUGGACGAUGAGAGACUACUAUGAUACUAUAAUGCUAUAAAUGGCCGCCCGCCAGGCCAUCCGGCCACACUGCUGUCACUGUUGAAUGCUGCCCUACCUUAUUGACAGAUCCGCAAAAUGGGCCCUGUACCAGUUCCCGCGAACUGUGUCAGUUUGAGCGACGCGUUUGAGCGGAGCGCUGGCGCUCCGUACCAGGUCAUCGGCGUGUGCGUGGAUUUUCUCCCGGCUACAAAGUCCAAGGGCUCAGAUUAUGCUAUUAAAUUCAAAUUGCGCGAUCAAACCUGGUUCAACGGCCUGGGGAUGCCUUUUCGCUGUUUCUACAAGCAAGAAAACGCGCUGCCUGCGAUCGAGAACCAAGGCGAUGUGGUGAUCUUACGCAACUUCUCGACCAGGAGUAUCCAUGGCGAGAAACUCGGCUUCUCCAACAGUUACUCCGGUUCAAAGUGGGUUGUUCUACCAUUCGAGGCUUUGGAGACUUGCACUUCUGUAUCGGACAUGAGAAGCAAGGCCCGGUGGAGUGGUCAACACAACUCCUUCUAUGCUCAGCCCGCAAACUUGUUCACCGAGGAAGAGCUUCGGUACGCCCGAUAUCUUGCACAGCAUGAAGACCAGGGCUCGUGGCGGCCACUAACCGCUUCCACCGCUCUGCAGCGCGCUCAUAUCAAAAUCAGCAGUGGCGGAAACCCUCUGCCUGCUGACAUGAAUAAGAGAUUUAGACUGAUAAAGGACCUGGAGGCGCCGAACCCCCAUUACUUUGUGGAGCUCCUAGGGGAAGUGCGCAAGAUAUUCUGGAAGUACCACGAUAGACCGGAACUGCAACUGACUGACUACACGUCGAAUCCACAUUUGUUCAACUAUCGUUACGAUCACACUGAAGACGGCGCUGCUGAUGAUCCCCAUAAGUGGCCGGGGCCUUGGGGAAGAAUGAACCUAACGGUUACCCUAUGGGACUCUCAUGGAGCAUACGUACGCGAUAACGACGUUGGGCCGGGGACCUUCCUAUGCCUGCGGAACGUACAGAUCAAGAUGGAUAACGCCGGAACACGACUGGAGGGAAAAUGUCGAGGAGACCCGACCGUGCCCUCCAGAGUGAACGUCCAGGUGGUCAAGCCGUCCAGUGCAACACACGAUGAGCGCAUGAAAGCUCUCCUGUCGCGGAAACGCGAGUAUGAAGCAAAAGCCAAAACAGAAAAUAUCCGUUUCUUACGCAAUGCGCAACCUGGGACAAAAAGACUGAACGACGGCGACGGAACUGAUGAGCCGAAGGGCAAAAAAGCCAGAAUGAAAAACCGCAAGAAAAAGGAGAGAGCAAAAGCUGAAGCGCGACAACGAUCGGAGCAGAUCUUGGGCCCCGACUCCAAGAGAUUUGUGAAUGAGCCGAAUCCAAAUGUUCGUUGUGAGAAGGUCGACGUGCCCUGCAAAACAGUUGCCGACAUCCUCGACCCUGAGUUGCUUGUGCGCAAAACACCCAAAGGCACCCCCUUCAGCCUCCCCUUUCAGAACUGCAAAUACAAGGCGAACGUACGGGUUGUGGAUUUCUUUCCCGACAACAUCGCCGAUUUUGCUGUGCCUCGGAAAAUUUCACAGUAUGACUAUCUUUCAGGCGCUGACGACUCCGCUGACUCGGACACCGACCUUACGCAAGAUAAUGGAGACGGGGUGAGCUGGGAAUGGCGCUUCUUCCUUCUCGUCGAGGAUGCGCGGCUACCUGUGGUUGGAGGCAAAGAACCUGCGCGGAUGGAGCUGUUGGUUGCCAAAGAGGAUGGAGACUAUCUCCUCGACAUGGAGGCCUGCAAUUUGAGGGAUAAGAGCAAUGCCAAGGAACUCGCAAUGGUCAAGGAGAAGUUGUUCCAUCUCUGGGGUGACCUUCAGGAGAAAAAGGCAGAGACCGCCACCGCCGAGGCGUCGGCCAUAAAACCCAACGCCAGACCCUUCCAGUGCCAUAUCAAGGAAUAUGGGGUGCCAACGCGCAGCAUGGUCGGACGGCCCAAGGACAGCUUGUCCUAUGAGAGAAUUUUCCGGAUGUUUGGGACAAGAAUUCUUUGAGCGCAGCUCUUCUUUACAGUACCCCGUAAAUGAGAGGCGAGACCGAACCCGACUAUGAGAAGGGCUAUUCAAUCUUUGCGCCCGAAGUUUGCCCUGUCACCAAUAUCACGAUCGACGAACACGCUAAUUCGAAGAGGCAACAUAUCUGCGGUCGUUGACUGAGAUCAGUGACACCUGCCGCAAGAGGAAGGUGUUGAGAUUCACCGAUCAUUUCUGCUGGGAACACGCCGGGAGUGGAAAACCCUUGCUGUGAGCCGUGAGCUUUUCUUUUCUGAGGAUAUCACCCCGAAGUACGUUUAACAGCUGGCCAUGACACUUGUACGCCACCUCCCGGACGUACAGAAGUGGCUUACAUGCACGGACAUCGAGGGUCGUGCUGCCAUCCAUCAAUAGCACGUUUGAAAUUCAGCCGCUGAUGCAACUAUGCACCACGAUCAGCGUUUCGACCGACGGGCAUAUAAGCUUUCCGUGCCAUUCACGUGGAGUAUGUGUCUUCCAGGCCAGCCGCCUAUGGCCGGACCAACAAUGGCGUUGUAGUGACCGACAAUGGAAAUGACCAACCAGGUAAUGUCGGCAUGUUCAUCGUCCAUACGUGGAAAGGGUGCAUGAAGGCGGCUAAACACCCAUGGUAGCCCCAUGGUAGCUUUGGACUGGAGUCAGUGAGCAUUUUUGCUUUGAAUCGCUACCGAUAUCGAACAGCAGAUUGUUUGGCCGCCACUUAUCUUCUGUUGGCUCCAGCUAACUGAACCGCAUCUUCGGAACCAUAUUAUAACCCAGCGACUCCCUUUGCUCUGAACUGACUGGGAAACCGGGGGCCCGAACGACAAAUUUCGACAAACAGAAAUGUAUGGGCCCUGUGUGACAACACAAAUGAAUGAUCACACAUUGAGUAUCUGUGAGCGGUCACUAGGCCGAGUCCUGUCCGAAGAGUCCAGCAACAUUGCUGGUGAGGCACUAAUUCAAGAUGGCGGCAGCAAGCCCAUGAGCCCAAUAAGAAUGAUGGCCCUUCCGCAUAAAGGAAGGAUACAUGGGUGUCUCCUGCAACGCCGCGUGGUUUUUAGCCUCCAGUAAGAUCCUGAGCAGUAAUUAACACAGGACGUACAGUUGUACUCGUAAGCGACGCUACUGCUUAAGCCACAUAGCGUUAGACAUGACAAGGCCCUUUGGACAAGGAAUGGCAGCCGAUUGUGGGGAUGGCGCCGACGACUAUCUUACCUGCGUCGGUUACAGGGCUCAUCGUUCAUCCCGCCGUCUCAUGACCUCCCCAGAUUUGCCAAUCAGUUUCCGGAUAGCGCCGACAAAUGAAGCAUCUCUCGCUAGUACGAGUAUGGGGCUGUGCACACUGCACAACUUUGAAGGGCCCGCCGUGAUUUUCUCUUUGAGUUCUUGAGAAAAGAUAAAGUUAGUUUGCAGUCG
Exophiala dermatitidis NIH/UT8656 is the source of this 3515-nucleotide messenger RNA. RefSeq lists its product as uncharacterized. Gene Ontology annotation, cellular component: chromosome, telomeric region; nuclear telomere cap complex. Gene Ontology annotation, biological process: regulation of telomere maintenance via telomerase; telomere capping. Lineage: Eukaryota; Fungi; Ascomycota; Eurotiomycetes; Chaetothyriales; Herpotrichiellaceae. Gene Ontology annotation, molecular function: telomerase inhibitor activity; G-rich strand telomeric DNA binding. The record is from RefSeq and is a predicted model, not a curated record. Bases 171 to 2099 code for a protein of 642 amino acids. The transcript has a single exon.